AGCGGUAGAAAGCGGAGGAAGGAAACGGUAAGUUUUUGUAGCGGUUUCGCCUUCGCCUUAUCGCGUAUGAUCCAGUAUGAUCGCGUAGGAAAUACUGGGAAAUUGGUACGCGAUUCAAUUUGUCGGCUUUUUGACUUAUUUUAUAUUAAUUCUGUCAUUCUUAUUGUAAUUAGAUCCAAGACCAAAACAUAUUUGAAAAAUUGACAGACAUAAACAAUAGUAAAAUUAUUUUCACAAACGUUUUGUAAUACUAUUUCAGCCUAGAACAGAGCACCAAUGACUUCAGAACAUAAAGUAAUACCAUUGCCAAAAUUGCAUAGGCGCAAAUUUCUUGGCAUUUCUGAUAUGAUCAAGAGUUUUUCACCGAAGAGGAAAGAAAAUGCAAUAAAAAGACAUACAUCGGAAGAAACUGGUGGCAUCGUAAAAUUAUUAAAAACGGAGGAAAAUUGUACAGUGUCCAGAGCUAGAGCAGCUUUGUUUCAGGAUAAUAUCUAUGAAACAAAAAUCAAGAACUUCAUGUUGAGUACUAACAGUUUUUAUAGUAAAGCUAAUACAGAGGCAAAAUACAGUUACACGUUUACUUCGUAUGUAUCAUCGGAACAAAAACCACAUAGAAAAAGUUUUUCAGGGCAGGUGCAUCAUAGUAAACAAUCUAUGAAAAGACACACAAUAGGGGGAGUCAAUGGUGGGGUAUCGCAUGGAAUCAAAAAACCAAAACGAAAACCUAAUGUGCAUACUAUGAAAAAUACUGUAAUCGAUUCUGCAAAAAAUAAUACAACAGGGUCUACACAAAAUAUUUCGAAUAUACAGAAAGAUCUUUCGGAAGUAGCAAAGAUACAAGAUACGAGAACACCUGUUACAGUAUCGAUUGAAAGGUCUCCGACGCCGGAAAUUGAUCUUACUAAGCGAUUUUUCAAACUUAAAGGAACGUCAAAAAGAAAUGAUGCAGCCACUGUAACAAUAAAUAAUAAUGUCAAAUUAAAGGUCGUCUCGGAUAGCAAAGUAUUACCAAAUCAAGAGAACUUUCAAUCUGUUUCGCAAACACAUAAACGGCCAAAGCUAAUGGAUAUAUCAUUCGAUACCACUGAUCUGACAGUAGAUGAACCAGAGUUAGAAAUCACUAUAGAGAAAAAUAAAGUUGCCAAUAUACUAAAAGCAUUGGAAGAUGAUUGGGCAGAUGAUGACUAUGACAAAAUGGAGAAACUAACAAACAGAAAUUUUGUCCAUAUUUCUCCAAUAAAACCAGUAGCAAUUCUAAAAGAUGUUAUUAUGUUUCCAGCAACUGAACUUAGUAACACGACGUCGAGUAUGAACAUUAAAGACAUUAGUACACAAUUAACAUUUGAAAAUAUUUCUUUAGAUGGUAAUGAAAAUAAUAUCAAAGAGAACGAACCCAAAUAUUAUCCAUUAUUCUAUAAAGAUCACUUCUCUAAUAAAAUAUACGAAGAAAUUGGUAAAAAAUCAGUACAUAAUACAAAAAAUACAAUAAAUUGGCAGUUAUCGAGAAAACAAAUUCGUAAUGUGAAUCAGUAUCAGUUAGAUGCAGGACAAAAAAAUUUCGGAGCAACACAGUGUACAGAAUGUGGUGUUGUGUAUCAGAUAGGUGAUCCUAUAGACGAAAAUGCUCAUCUAAAUUAUCACAAUAACAGGAAAAGUCUAAAGUUUUCUGGUUGGAAGACAGAACGUGUCAUUAUGGACGAUCCUCUCAGGAUCAGUCGAGUGAUCUUGGUAGAGCCAAAUGAUCCGAAACAAUGUUGGAAUAAGAUAGCAGAUGUGUUAGCAUACGUGAACAGAGAUUUAGGAUUACCUGACACAAAACUAUCAGAUUUUGAGCACAAAAAAGUGUACUUAUAUGUAAGGGAUAAAACUGUCUUAGGAGUGUUAGUUGCAGAACAUAUAACUACUGCACAUCGUAUGAUACCAGAAUUACUGGAAUUAGAUUGUUGUACAGCAGAAAGUACACCUGCCAAAUGCGGUAUUGAUAUUGUAUGGACUGAUAUGAAUCAUCGUAGACAAGGCAUCGCUUCUAAACUACUAGAUACAUUAAGACCUCAUUUUUUAUACGGAUAUGUAAUGUCUGUGGACGAUAUCGCAUUUUCAAUUCCGUCGCCGAGUGGUAAAAAAUUUGCUGAAAACUAUACCAAAACCCGAAAUUAUAAGGUUUACUGUUAA
Molecule: messenger RNA, 2172 nt
Organism: Dufourea novaeangliae
Lineage: Eukaryota; Metazoa; Arthropoda; Insecta; Hymenoptera; Halictidae
Gene: eco
Product: N-acetyltransferase ESCO1
Exons: 6
Coding region: 277-2172 (631 amino acids)
Biological process (GO): mitotic sister chromatid cohesion
Cellular component (GO): nucleus; chromatin
Molecular function (GO): protein-lysine-acetyltransferase activity
Source: RefSeq, a predicted model, not a curated record